Molecule: messenger RNA, 1440 nt
Organism: Cyphellophora attinorum
Lineage: Eukaryota; Fungi; Ascomycota; Eurotiomycetes; Chaetothyriales; Cyphellophoraceae
Product: Nitroalkane oxidase
Exons: 2
Coding region: 1-1440 (479 amino acids)
Biological process (GO): butyrate catabolic process; fatty acid beta-oxidation using acyl-CoA dehydrogenase
Molecular function (GO): flavin adenine dinucleotide binding
Source: RefSeq, a predicted model, not a curated record
AUGGCCGAACCGUCGUCAUCACUGACUACCUCUCAACGCGCCUCUCGCGACCGCGUCCGCGCGUUGGCGAAGCAACACCUUACAAAUGCUCGCGCGAUUUACUCCUCUACCACCACGACAGUUUCACAAGCACAUCAAAUUCAUGAUAUCACCACUGCCAAGACUGACUCAAAACCGAAGAGCUCACAUUCCUCCUUUGCCUCCACCCUACCCAUCUAUCGCCGCGCCGUCUCUGCAGGACUCCUGCGCGCCCAGGUCCCAACUCCCCUCGGCGGGACAUGCGACUCUCUACUGGACCUGUCACUGAUGACCGAGGAGCUCUACUCGGUCGACACUUCUGCCAGCUUGACCAUCCUCGGCACGGGGCUUGGCCUGACGCCGCUGAUUCUCGCUGCGGCGGGCGCAGCAAAGCUAGAUGGCGAGGCGGGAAAGGGGACGAUGCAGCUGGUGCAGCGUUUUUUGCGGCCCUUUCUGGAGGCAAGCGGUGACGGUGAAGGUGUGGAAGGAGCGCCACUAGCGAGCUUAGUGUUCUCAGAGCCACAGGGCAGCGCGAACUUCGCUGCCGCUGAGAGCGAUGGGUUGCAAACGGUGGCCGUCGAGGAUGGAGAGGACUUUGUGCUUAAUGGCGAGAAGAUCUGGGCAACCAACUCCUCCGGCUGGGACGACCGCGGCGCCGACCUGCAAUGCGUCGUCUGCCGCAUCCCCUCGGCAUCCUCCCCGAAGGCAACGACAAAUGGCACCACCACCAAUGGCACCUCCCCAACCAACAACAACCGCACCCAAAUCGCCAUCCUACUCGUAACCCGGGCCGACAUCGCCCGAAACCCACUCUCUGCAUACAGCAUCCUCUCCCACCCCUCCACCCUCGGCCACCGCGCCGUCAACGGCCCGCACCAGCGCUUCACCAACCUUCGCGUCCCCAAAUCCCAACUCCUCGCCCCACCAGACGGCACAGGCGCUGCCCUCGUCGAAGCGACCUUCACCGGCUCCGCGGCCAUCGUCGCCGCUAUGAGCGUUGGCAUCAUGCGGCAAGCUUUCUCUAUCGCCCUUGACUGGGCAAAGAGCGAUACACGAGGUAGCCGUGAGAAAAUGAUUGAGAAGCAAAGCGUCGCAGACUUGCUGGUGGGGAUCAAGACGAAGAUGGAGGUGACGCGGGCUAUAGCCCGGCGGGCGAUAGUGGCAUUUGAGAAGAGCGAGAAGGUGGGGAGCGAGUUGUGCUACCACUCGAAGCUGUAUGGCGCGGAGGCCGCGGUGGAGAGUGUGCGGGAUGCGAUGUAUGCUGUCGGGGUGGGUAGUUACGAUCGGGGGAAGUUUGGGCUGGCGGGGUUGUGGGAGGAUGUGAUUGUGAUGCCGGUGUUUGAUGGGGGGAAUGUUGGGGUGAGGAGACGGCAGGUGGAGGCGUUGAUGAAGGGGGAGGGGUAUGAUGGGUUGGAGGAUUGA